Molecule: messenger RNA, 3400 nt
Organism: Quercus lobata
Lineage: Eukaryota; Viridiplantae; Streptophyta; Magnoliopsida; Fagales; Fagaceae
Gene: REN1
Product: Rho GTPase activation protein (RhoGAP) with PH domain-containing protein
Exons: 24
Coding region: 132-3059 (975 amino acids)
Biological process (GO): signal transduction
Source: RefSeq, a predicted model, not a curated record
ACGCUCUAAUUUAGUUUUUCUUCUUUUCGUUUACACAAGGAACGGUGUUUGGUCCAAUUAGCUUAGCUCGUAAUUUAUUGCCAAUUUUUUUUUUUUUGUUAUAACGAUUCUGUGAUUUUGGGAUCAGAGAUAUGACUACCCGAAAUGCAGAAUCUUCUCAGGGAGAAGGUGGCGGCGACGACGAUCCACGACCACCUCCUCCGCCUCCGCAGCCGGAGUAUUUGCGUUACCGGGGUGGCAAUACGGUUUUCAAGAGUGGGCCGCUUUUUAUAUCAUCCAAAGGGAUUGGAUGGACAUCCUGGAAGAAAAGGUGGUUUAUUUUAACACGUACUUCUUUGGUUUUCUUCAGAAGUGAUCCAAAUGUUGUUCCUCAGAAGGGGAGUGAAGUGAAUUUGACCCUUGGUGGUAUUGACCUCAACAAUUCAGGCAGUGUGGAGGUCAAAGCAGAUAAAAAACUAUUGACUGUGCUCUUUCCUGAUGGUCGUGAUGGUCGAGCUUUCACACUUAAGGCUGAAACGUCGGAUGAUUUGUAUGAGUGGAAGACUGCACUUGAGAAUGCUCUGUCACAAGCACCAAGUUCAGGUAUUGUGAUGGGGCAAAAUGGUAUCUUCAGGAAUGAUCGGACUGAUUCAGUUGAUAAUUCUUCGGACCAGUUGAAGGAGGGACCGCCAGUGAAAUCUUCAGUUAUUGGCAGACCAGUUUUACUUGCUUUGGAAGAUGUUGAUGGAACUCCAUCUUUUUUGGAAAAAGCCCUUAAUUUUAUGGAAGAGUACGGUGUCAAAGUAGAAGGGAUCUUGAGACAAGCUGCCUAUGUUGAGGAUGUUGAACGUCGAAUUCGGGAAUAUGAGCAGGGAAAAAUUGAGUUUUCUCCAGAGGAGGAUCCACAUAUUGUUGCUGAUUGUGUCAAGUAUGUCCUCCGGGAGUUGCCAUCUUCUCCAGUUCCUGCAUCUUGCUGCAAAGCACUCUUAGAAGCAUGUCGAACUGAUCGUAGUGUUAGAGUUGAUGCUAUGCGUGCAGCAAUAUGUGAAACAUUUCCAGAGCCUAAUCGCCGCUUAUUGCAGAGAGUACUUGUGAUGAUGCAAAUUGUAGCUUCUCACAAAGCUGAGAAUCGAAUGAGCUCCUCAGCUGUUGCUGCUUGCAUGGCUCCAUUACUUUUGCGUCCCCUUUUAGCUGGUGAUUGUGAAAUUGAAACUAAUUUUGAUGUCGGUGGUGAUGGUUCUGCACAACUUCUGCAAGCAGCUGCUGCAGCAAACCAUGCUCAAGCCAUUGUUAUAACCUUAUUGGAGGAGUAUGAUAACAUAUUUGGGGAAGGGUCCAUCUCCCCUGAAAUAUACACCGACACAGAAGAGAGCGGAAGUGAGAGUGAAGAGGCAACUGAUGAUGAUGAGUCCUAUGAAGAUGAUGAAUAUGGUGAUGCUACACAUGAGUCUGAUGCAGAAGCAGGUGAUAAUCUUGAAAAUGCAUCAGGUGAAACCUGCAGCGAGAGUGGUGACCCUGGAGACUAUGAUCUGUGUGAUGAUCAGGAUUUUGAUGGUUCAGACUUGGGUUCCAAGUCUCUUGAAGUAGGUGAUGCUUCCAAAGACAGACAUUUGUUGUCAACAAAUUUGAAUAAAACUUCAAUGACUCAACAUGAUGAUCUAGAAAGUGGUGGGAAUCUUCUGAAUCAAAGCAAUAAUAGUUCAGCAAUGCUGGAUAUUGAGUCUGCUGAACUCCUAGGAAAUGUUUCUAAAGAAUCAAGUUCAGUUCCUGCUUCCACUAGUCCCAGUCCAUCCUCGCGCAUACAAAAGGCUACAACCACAUCGAAUGGACCUGUACAUAGUGCUAGGCGGCGCACUAUGUGGGGACGUACCUCUGCAAAGAAGAACCUUUCCAUGGAAUCCAUUGAUUAUGGCAUAGAAGAUGAGGUGGAAAUCCAGAGGCUUCAGGCCACCAAAACUGAAUUGGAAAACAGAAUUGCAGAGGAGGCUAAAGGGAAUGCAGUUCUGCAUGCUGGCCUGGAAACACGAAAGAAGGCCUUGCAUGAACAUCGUCUAGCUCUUGAGCAAGAUGUAGCCAGACUACAGGAACGGUUGCAAAAAGAAAGAGACUUGAGGAGCACUCUUGAAGGAGGAAUUCAAAUUUCUCAAUGGCCUUUACCUGUUUUAGCCACUAUUGAUGAAAAGACAAAGGCAGAGCUUGAGGAAAUAGCUAAGGCAGAGGAAGAUGUCAUCAAAUUGAAGAAGAAGGUCGAUGAUCUUGGAGUACAGCUUAGUCAACAGCGUGAACAAAACUAUGGUUCUAUGCAUGCUUCAUACAAUGAACCCCAACAAACUCUGGAUCAUCAAGCAAAACUGAAAGAUAAGCAGGAUACUGAAGCUACAGCCACUUCACUUUAUGAAAGGUCAAGAAGCCAGGAUUCUUAUUUGGAUGGAGAAGAAAAUGAGAGUGAGAGGCUACUGGAAUCAACAUCUUUAUCAGAUCAAAAUCUGCCUCAACACCAGCUGCAUCUGGAUCCAGCAAGCAUCAACUCCUGGUCUGUUGGGGCGUCUGCCAAUUUUUCCACUCCAGAGCCAAUGCUAGCCAGGUCUAUGCCUCCAAACAAUUCCAAUUCCAGGAGAUCUGGUUCAAGGGGUGAGGGAGCAAAUUCAACAACUUCUGCGCUGUCAAAGUUGACAACCCGACUGAACUUUCUAAAGGAACGGCGUAGCCAGAUAACAAAUGAACUCCAACAUAUGGAUAAAAGCCAAGGGUCUGGUAGAGGAUUGGAACCUCGUCAUUCUCGUCAACCAAAUCUGGACAAGGCCAAAACCUCUGAAGUUCAAUAUGUUCAAAGCCCAGAUAUAAGUGGAGAAUUGGACUAUUGUGCAUUACCCCCGAACUUCUACAAAGGAGUGGGAGCUGAAGGACAAUCACCUGAAAACCUAGAAAGGCAUAGAAAAUCAGAUAGCCAAUCACCCCAAAAGGCUGAUAGAGGAAAUAGAUUAGAAGGUCAACAUCCCCAUAAGCCGGAUAGGGGAAGAUCAGAAGGCCAAGGCUUUGAGCGCCAUUCUUUUCUUCAUCCAAGGACAAAUUCUAGAUGAUACCAAGUCUUAUGUGAUCUUAAAUGAUACCAGGUCUUAUAUGAUCACUUGAUGUGAUUGUUUUGUGCAUAUGAUGUUGCUUAUAUCGUCCACAACAUGGUUCAUAAAGCUUCAAAAAAUGAUGAAACUUGUUGGAUAGAAUUGGCACAAGGUUGAGUUUGAUAUGCCUGUAUCAAGCUCAAGCCCGUACUCAUCCAUAGCCUUAUGAUGUACAGAUCUUCCUUCUUCUUGAUGUAAGCUUAAGUGUUUGUAAUAUUGAUUACUGAUUUUUGCUGGUUCAAAGACAAAGCAGGGUUUUAUAUCAAUCAUAUCCAUUGUCAAAUACAUCAUCUAUUGGAGUU